Messenger RNA from Cylicocyclus nassatus, 1434 nucleotides. NCBI's taxonomy places the organism in Eukaryota, Metazoa, Nematoda, Chromadorea, Rhabditida, Strongylidae. The record is from the annotation of a GenBank genome assembly.
UUCAAUUCAAAAUGUUUAUUUUUCAGUGCUAAAUUUACAAUGAUGGAAGUUUGCGUUAACAAUAACCAGCCUGCUGCUGCUUUUGAAUGGUCGGGAUGCCAACCAGUUCAAGCUGGCAGUGCUCGUCCAAAGAGGGACUUCCGAUUCCAGGUGAUCGAAGUCCGACAAUGCCCUAAAUGGUUCAUUUGGCCUAGCCGCAAUCGCCGAAAUGUGGACGAAACCGAUGAGAACCAUAAUAAGGAAGCCAAAACAGUUGGCAUGGAAAAUGACUAUCAACAACCCAACUACAGUAAUCAAAAUCAAUAUGUGAGCUAUUGUACGACACAAAACGGCUAUGGAGCGAUGCGACGUAAUGUACUACGUGGCUCGAAACGUAUGCAAAAUGAAAAAGAAGGAGGAGUACCCGGCCGAACUGCCUCAGAACCCGCUCGACGAUUAUCGGCAAAAAACAGCAAGGCAACCACUGAGCCAAUCUCGCAGGGCAGUCCUUCAAAUACCUUCAAAAUCCUCUCAAUCGCGAAGAAAUGGGAAAGUUUCGAUGCGACCGACGACGAGUCCGAAGACGUUCCUGUAACCAGCUCACAUAUGAGCAUCGUUGACAGCGAACGAAGGUGGACGAACUGUUAAAAAUUGCCAUGACCCAGUCAUCCCUGAAUUUUAAUCCCCGGUGUCACAUACACUGAUCCCAUAACAUCUAGCCAGUGUCGAACCCGUCUCUUGUACAUAUCUUCCCCCAUUCAAACUCCCUGGACAACAGAUAAUUGAUAAUGUACUACGCUUUCCGCCUUUACGGUUACUCACUGAGCCACAAUCAUUCAUGUUGUCUGUUCUUUUCUGCUCACACGUCAUAGCGCUUUAUCAGCCAUGUGCGUCGUGUCGCGAGCCUCGUUUAUACUUCGGUCCAGUAAUCUGUAACAUGUAAGCCAUGUCCGCAAACACACAAAUUAGAAGAUUAUUUUGACUAAAGGCCAAUUACCGAAGUGUGAACGAGGAAGUUUUGUGAGUACGCUAUUUGAAAUUAAGCGGGUCUGUAAAUGAGGAAAAGAAAUUUUCCAACAACGUCCAUUGUAUUACUGUGUAUCAGCUAGUAUUACUGGGUCUGUUCGAGGUUCUUCUUCUCAUUUCUCUUUAAUCAUAUAUGGUUGUUUCUAGUAGGAUAAUAGUUGUGAUAUAAUACACAACCCCAACCCCUAGUGUUAAUGCUAUUAUUGACAAGUUGAUAGGUCACACCCUCUAGCCCUGAAAAAAUCGCAUUAUCGCUGUAAGCACACAUCAUUCAUUCAUUUUCUUCAUUGAUACGGAAUUUUUCCUGCGUGUGAAAAUUCGUUUCUGUGUUGCUUUGUAUGUGUUUUGUGUGCGUAUCAAUCGAUAUUGAUCAACAUCACCAUCAACCGAUAUUGUGGUUCAAAAUAAGUUUAGGAUGCUGUCCAAUCG